AUGACUCAACUUAAGCGCGUGCUUGUCAUUUAUACCGGUGGGACUUUUGGUAUGCUCAAAAAUGAAAAAGGAGUACUAGUACCACAGAAGAAUAUAGAACAAGUUAUAAGAAGACUUCCUCAGCUACACGACAAUGCCUACUGGCAGAAAAAUUUAGCUCACACGGAAAUGAAAGAAUACCUUGCAAUACCUGAUGGAAAAGACACAGAACUGAAAAUACUGUACAGGAUUUAUGAGUAUGAAGAAUUGAAGGAUUCAUCAGAUUUUACCAUCGACGACUGGCUAAAAAUGGUCAGAGAUAUUAAGAAAUUCUAUCACGACUACGAUGGCUUUGUUGUGCUCCAUGGGACAGACACUACAGCGUAUGGAGCCUCAGUAUUGUCCUUCAUGUUGGAGACUGUUGGAAAACCUGUUGUCCUCACAGGAGCUCAGGUGCCCAUAUUCCAGCCUCGUAGUGAUGGUAACAAUAACUUUCUAUGCGCUGUUCUAAUUGCCGCUACUCAGUACAUACCCGAGGUCACUGUGUUCUUCGGUGCAAGACUCUUCAGAGGCUGCCGAAUAAAAAAGGUUUCAAAUACACGCAUUUACGCUUUCGAUUCACCGAAUUUCCCUCCUAUACUUGAGGCAAAGACAACUCUAGACAUAGAUCCGAAAAUGCUUCUACAUCCGCGAGGAACAGUGCCUGAUGAAUGUAGGAUUCAUGACAAGCUCUCGAGUAAAGUUUACGUACUUAAAGUUGCGCCUACAAUUACUGCAGAAUUAAUUCGGACAGUGUGCGAGGGUAUGGAAGGUGUAGUAUUAGAAACAUAUGGCAAUGGCAACAUUCCUAUCAAACGUAAGGAGAUUUACAAGGAAAUAGAGCGGGCGGUCAAAAAAAAUGUCCUAGUCGUUAACGUGACCCAGUGUGUCAACGGUACCGUCCUAGGGAAAGCUAUUUAUGAAACUGGAUUGUUGCUUGUGGAGUGUGGUGUAGUGCCAGCCUUCGAUAUGACCGCUGAAGCCGCCUUAGCCAAACUGUCAUAUGUGCUCACUAAAACAGAAUUAAGUUACGCAGAAAAAGUUGAGUUAAUGAAGACCAGUAUUCGAGGCGAACUCUACAAUCCAUCGCAUUCGGCAAACUAA
Messenger RNA from Parnassius mnemosyne (clouded apollo), 1122 nucleotides. The record is from the annotation of a GenBank genome assembly. NCBI's taxonomy places the organism in Eukaryota, Metazoa, Arthropoda, Insecta, Lepidoptera, Papilionidae.